Paecilomyces variotii is the source of this 1926-nucleotide messenger RNA. RefSeq names its product putative autophagy protein Atg20. Bases 1 to 1926 code for a protein of 641 amino acids. Gene Ontology annotation, biological process: retrograde transport, endosome to Golgi. The record is from RefSeq and is a predicted model, not a curated record. NCBI's taxonomy places the organism in Eukaryota, Fungi, Ascomycota, Eurotiomycetes, Eurotiales, Thermoascaceae. Gene Ontology annotation, molecular function: phosphatidylinositol binding. The transcript is spliced from 6 exons.
AUGUGGAACGACGAGGAUAACAACCCAUACGGCGCAUUCGAUCGCCAGGAACCCCAUCUGUCAGAUUCCUUGCACUCGGCUGCGUUUUCGCCAGGCACUUACGAACCCGGAUCGACACCGCCUUCAUCCCACUCAUCGACCCAGGAACCGCCCGACUACAUAACCAGACAGGAAGAUGUGAGCGAAGGGGAAGGAGAGGGAGAUUAUGACAUACACGAAGACCAGGGAUACCGCAAGAAGAACGUAUACGAUAGUCGCGUGGAGCAGAUACUAUACGAGAACCCCGAUUUGCCUAUCCUUAUCACGGAUGCAGGGAAGAACCAUGAAGGCGGGGGGAGCUUUAUCGUCUAUACUAUCCGGACGGGAGAUCUUGAAGUGCGACGACGAUAUUCGGAAUUCGCAUCUCUGCGCCAGACACUGGUCAACCUCCACCCUACGUUGGUGAUGCCACCGAUCCCAGAGAAGCAUACCAUGGCAGACUAUGCGGCGAAGCCAACAAAAGCAAAGGAAGAUGCCGCUAUCAUUGAUCUACGCAAGCGCAUGUUGGCGGUCUUCCUCAAUCGAUGCCGCAAGAUGAAGGAGGUACGAGAAGAUGGGGUCUUUUGGAGGUUCUUGGAUCCAAAUGCUAGCUGGAGCGAAGUUCUCCAUUCUCAUCCUGCGGCCUCUGUGCCGAAGAACAAUCUGAAAGCACCACCUCUCGAUCCCGCAAACCCAACUCCUGCGCAUGCCUGGCUGCCAGUCCCAUCAUCGUCUGCGAAGCUGAAGUCUACUUCCGGAACAACAGGGACAGGGAUUCCAACCUCACCAUCAGAGUUCGCAGCAACGCCAUCCACAGCCGCUCACACAACUCCUGGUCCUCAGGUCCUAGGACGUUUCCCACCGAGUUCGCGCACCCUGAGCGAGAAAGACCUCGAUCCGUACUUUAUCAACUUCGAGGCAUCGACGCGAGAACUGGAGUUGCUGUUACAAGGAAACAUUGAGAAAGUCAAUCGUCGGACCUUGGCUCAUCUGUCGUCCUUGUCGAGCGACCUGAUGGAACUGGGUGCGCGUUACAACGGUUUCUCCUUGUCAGAACAGUCGCCAACGGUGGCAGCUGCCAUAGAGAGGAUUGGCCAAGCGGCAGACACAUCGUACAUUGCUACCGAGGAACUGUCGAAUUCACUAAGUGCAAGCUUUGCAGAGCCAAUGAGGGAGAGUGCACAGUUUGCCAGUGUGGUGCGUAGCGUACUGCGCUACCGCGUACUCAAACGUGUGCAAGAAGAGAUGACCAGAGACGAGCUUGCCAAGAAGAAGACGCUGUUAGACUCCUUGGAGAGGAGCGAGCUUGAGGCCAAGCGGAUCGAACAAUAUCUCCAGAAUGCGUCGUCUCCAUCUCUGGCGACAAAGCCAAGGCGUUCGCUGUCUACUUCGUCUGCAGUUAGUAGUACCACAGACCCGGCCGAGGUUCGCCCAAGCAGCGCAGAAGACACCGCCUCUAUCGACUCCGACUUCCCACCCACACAUGGCGAGACUGUCACCUCGCAUCCUUCGGCGUCGCAGGGCUCUGCUGAGCCGGCCCCAAUACCCACUCCUGUCCAUCGGAAGAGUCCCAGCGGUAACUUUGUGACAAACAAGAUCUUUGGUAGAAUUAGUCAUGCCGUCCAUGGUUUUGUUGAUGUUGACCCCGAAAGGACACGGCGGGACCAGAUUGGAAAGACCAAAGAGAGUCUUUUACAGCUGGAGCAAGCCCUUGAGGUGUCCGAGAAGGAUGUCAAGGACGCCAGUGCCGGCGUUCUAGCAGACUUGAAGAGAUUCCAGCGUGAAAAGGAGGAAGAUCUUCGACGCUACAUGGUGGCCUACGCUCGCUGCCAUCUUGACUGGGCCCGAAAGAACCUGGAGACCUGGACCGAAGCAAAGGACGAGGUGGACAAGAUUGUGGCGCGUUAG